AUGCAAACUCUUAAAAAGGCGGUAUUAAUUGAUCGCCAUAACAACGUCGUGGAUCGUAAAAUAACUCGAUCGCAACGGGUUCCUGUUAAUGGAUCUGAUUUCUCAAGCGGUUAUGACAUGGUUGUUGGCGAACUUGACAGCGAUGUGCCGAGUUCGAUAUCUUUCGCAAAAGUCAUGCCAAGAAACCUUACCAAAAUAUUACCUCCAUUUCACAAUGUACCAGUGAUGGACACAGAUUUUGAGGAGAAGGCUUUAGUGGCUGAUUUGAGACUUGAGAGUGGAAACAUGGUAUGGUUGACACGCCCGGAAACGUCGUCCAUUCGUAACCUCUUUUACGAAGACAAAAUCUCGGGCGAUAGCGGAAAUCCUGUUUUCCUCGCUGUGAAGAAUGAGCUGGUGCUCAUGUUCAUGUUUACGUACGGAGGCGCUGGGUCGGGGACAUCUGUAACUGCUCACUUUGGUGAUAUCAACAACAUCCUUGCAAACUGGGGUUCAACGUAUCGCCUUACGGAAAUGGACCUCACGAGUUUUGCAGAAACCGGACAUGUUAACAUACCAAGUAUCAUCGGCUAGACGGCCUAUUUUGGACAUCUGUCGAUACCAUGUACUCAAACUUGCUUACACAAAAUAAAUGAUUCGU
Molecule: messenger RNA, 640 nt
Organism: Dreissena polymorpha
Lineage: Eukaryota; Metazoa; Mollusca; Bivalvia; Myida; Dreissenidae
Exons: 2
Coding region: 1-573 (190 amino acids)
Source: RefSeq, a predicted model, not a curated record